Saccoglossus kowalevskii is the source of this 1209-nucleotide messenger RNA. RefSeq lists its product as uncharacterized. Gene Ontology annotation, molecular function: signaling receptor activity. NCBI's taxonomy places the organism in Eukaryota, Metazoa, Hemichordata, Enteropneusta, Harrimaniidae. Gene Ontology annotation, cellular component: external side of plasma membrane. The record is from RefSeq and is a predicted model, not a curated record.
GGGCAUACGACGGCUCGCUAAUUACUGAGCCCGCCUUUGGCGCGUCGUUCUAAUCGAAAGUCUGUCUGUAAGCAACGGACCCGCAUAAACUAAUCAUCAUCGUGCAAUGUCCUACCAUACGCCAACACGCGCGCCAACUCGAUGGUUGCCAACGUAUCCCAUUGGAUAUUUUUGAAAGGCAGACCCAGCACCGCGAUGAACACUCUCGUGUCAAGCUAAGCGGUAUUAACGCUUAGUCCAUAGGGAUUCUGUUUACUAUACGAGAAAGCACCAAGUCAUGCUAUUUGAGGCGGCUGGUACGUGUAAACACACAGAGUAUACGAAUUUGUCAAAUAAUAUCAUCCUGUUACUCGAAGCAAAAUGUCACGAAUUGAAAAUACGGAAUAAUUCGUAAAUGAUGGUAAACUAUAUUGGAAACAUUUUAUAUACGCGCCGUGGAACGACGAUAACAAGUAAGAAUCGCUCGUAAUGUCAAUAACGCCAUUAAUGACAAUUAUAUCGAAAUUGGAAUUAAAUUUUCACCAAGAAUAACAUAAUGGAAAAUUGGAAGGCUACUUUCAUACAAAUCAGUCUGCAGUUCUUUUUCUAUGCUACUGUUGGUACAGUUGAACUGGAGAACGAAGAAUCUGUAGAAAAUGAUGAAAGCAUUGCGUUUUGCCCAUAUUUUCAAAACCGUGUGCCAAAACGACAACUAGAUUUGGUGGAUUGUAGGUGGUAUAAAGACUAUUCGUGCUGUACCCAGAGUGAGAUCGACGUGUUGUUCACCAUUACUGGACCACAGUCUACCAGCAAUGAAUGCCGGGAAUGGAUCACGUACCUAAAGUGUUGGGUGUGCUCACCUCGACAGCAUCUAUUUUAUUCCUACCAACAUCUGUCAGUGUGCGAGAACUUCUGCCAUAAAUUCUUCGCGGCGUGUCAAAAUGCGACGUUGGAGGAGACCGCAAUCGGUGUUUCUAACUCGGAUGGCAUAGGGUUUUGUCUGGAUAGAAAGUUUGACGUGAAAGCGGACGAUUCUGGUCAAUGUUAUGAUUUCGAUCCAUUAAUUGAGAUCAAAAACACUGCCCCGAGUUGUGGGAGAAUGAGUGCGGUUUUUCAAACACUGAUAUUCAUGUUCAUUUUACGAAGUUGAAUCUUUCACAGUCUGGAAUGUAUUAUUCUUUGUUGUAUUAUACGUUUUCUCUGUUUUUUGUUAUGAUAAUAUAAACAUAU